This is a messenger RNA of Anneissia japonica, 679 nucleotides long. RefSeq lists its product as uncharacterized. The record is from RefSeq and is a predicted model, not a curated record. The transcript has 3 exons. Bases 25 to 315 code for a protein of 96 amino acids. Lineage: Eukaryota; Metazoa; Echinodermata; Crinoidea; Comatulida; Comatulidae.
GUUGAGCGCGGACAGGCGCACGCAAUGGUAUGGAAGAGGAGAGCACAUGUAAAGUUCGUUUACGUCGGUUCUUUAUCUUGGAAAACAAAAGGAUCAGUGAGUUCACAACAUGUGAACAAAAAACACUCCAGAAACUUUAUUCCCAUUUCAAGACUAGGAGAUUUAUCCAGUCCAGAGCGAAACUCAAGUCAAGAAGAGUACCUUGAUCUUCUAUCACAGAAGACAUUUUUUGCCAACACUUCCAGAGCAAAGGAGUCACUUGGACACAGGAUUUCAGUCUAUGACAGUGGAAACAAUCCUGGUGAUGUCUACUAGAACAAGGUAGCUAAUCAAGUUAAAAAGUAUUUUCAGAAAGGGGAAUGACAACUACCUUCGUCAGAAAGAAUUAGCUGGUACGAUAUUGUUGAUGACUCUACGUAUAAAGAUUUGUAUUUAAAAUUUGUAAGUAGCUCUCAAUCAACAAUUAUGAUAUUGUUUUUAUGGGUGAGUCAGUACAACAUAGUGUAUUGCAGUUCUUUGUAACAUGUAACCUAAUGUUAAGCUAACUACAAGUAUCUGUAUUCCAUGAGUCACUAGCAUUGAAAGUCCAAUUGCCCAGCUAAUUUACUAACUUAUUGAAACUUGUUAAAAUUAUGAUUAAAAUGUAAUAAAUCUUAAUUUUAAUUACAAGGAAUUACAG